AUGCUUUUACUUGAUCGUUUUGGUGGCAGAUGGCUAUUCUCACCAAAUAUCGAUGAAGACUUUUCACAUAAAAAGCUAUCAAAAUAUCCAAAAGAAAAGGUCAAUGAAGAUUUUAAAUUUGCUGCACUGGUGAUACAAUUGGCAUUAUGUUACACUAUUUUAGAAAAAUCAAUAGAAUACUUUUCACAAUUUGAAAAUUAUUUGAAUUCUCAAGAUGACAAUGUUGAAGUUGCUAUAAAAUUUGAUCCAGAAAUAUUAUUAAAAAUCAAAGGGAUUUUAACUGAAACAUUUAGAGCAAUAAUUGAUAAUUUACUUGAAUUCAAAGAAUAUACAAAAAAUGAUGUUAAAGCAGCAAUUAAUGAUUUUAAAAUUUUAGCAAGUAUACGGGUCCUUUCAUCAUGGUUAGCUGAAGAAAAUGAAUUUCAAAAAGAAGUUUCACUUCUUAUGCCAUUCUUAAUCAAUAUUUGUUCUUAUAGUGAAAAGGAAAACUUGGAAUUAAAUCUUGUUAAAAUUAUGAUGCCAGCUUAUUUGAAUCUCACAUCUCAGGAAGAACCUCAAGAUGCUUUUCUUUCUCAUGGUGGUAGUAAUUUAAUAAUUAAUCAUAUACUUAAUAUUUGGUCUAAUAUAAACAGCAGUGGUAGCAAUAGUGCCAGUAGUAGUAAUGUUGAUAAUAUUAAUGUUAACGAAAUUUAUUCAAGAGAUUUUGUUAAUGAUGUUCUUGGUCCAAUACAAGUUUUAUUAAAUAUAAUUGUGUCAGAAAGAGAAAAAUUUGUUAUUAGAAAUGAGAAAGAAAUAUCAAAAGUCAUGAAAAUAUGCUUUCAAAUCUUAAAUCUUCUUGAAAAUCUAAAAAACAUUGCAAAUAAUUUUUAUGGAAAUAUACAAAAUAAUAAUAGUUUGAUAAAUGAUUUACAAAUUGAAGAAUUAAUAUAUUUGGGAAAACAGAAUUUAGAAAAUUUUUAA
Molecule: messenger RNA, 960 nt
Organism: Entrophospora sp. SA101
Lineage: Eukaryota; Fungi; Glomeromycota; Glomeromycetes; Entrophosporales; Entrophosporaceae
Source: the annotation of a GenBank genome assembly